Molecule: messenger RNA, 2327 nt
Organism: Morus notabilis
Lineage: Eukaryota; Viridiplantae; Streptophyta; Magnoliopsida; Rosales; Moraceae
Product: translation factor GUF1 homolog, chloroplastic
Exons: 22
Coding region: 111-2204 (697 amino acids)
Biological process (GO): positive regulation of translation
Molecular function (GO): ribosome binding; GTP binding; GTPase activity
Source: RefSeq, a predicted model, not a curated record
CGCUAGCCUCUAAAUCGUUUUGUGGCUGCAAACGAAAAAACGAGUGGUUUGUGGAGUGUUGGAGUGUUUUCUCUUUCAUUUCCAGGCUCUGGCUCAACUGGAAAGCAAAAAUGGCGGCCAAUUACAUGACCUCCUCCUCCUCCUCUCAGGCGCUUCUUCUUCUAUCCACUUGCCACCACCACCACCAUUCCAGAACAACCACCCUCUCCUCAUCCUUAUCUUCCUUUCCCCUUUCUAUCUCUAAAGCUCUUCAAUUCUCCCAUUCUUCUUCCUAUUCUCUCUCUUACUCCUCCUCGAGGAGCUUCUCUAUCUCUUGCCAGGCGGCUGCUUCCGGAACUGCCGUCUCCGACCUCGACGUCGCCGCCCAAGUCGGCCGGGACCGUCUUUUAAAGGUUCCGAUUUCCAAUAUCAAGAAUUUCUGUAUAAUUGCGCAUAUCGAUCACGGCAAGUCUACUCUAGCGGAUAAGUUGCUCCAAAUGACGGGGACCGUACAGAAGCGUGAAAUGAAGGAUCAGUUUCUUGAUAACAUGGACUUAGAAAGAGAGCGGGGCAUCACCAUCAAACUCCAGGCAGCUCGGAUGCGUUACGUGUUCAAAAACGAGCCGUACUGUCUCAACUUAAUAGAUACUCCAGGGCAUGUCGAUUUCUCUUAUGAGGUUUCCCGAUCUCUUGUUGCCUGUGAGGGUGCUCUCCUUGUUGUAGAUGCUUCCCAGGGAGUGGAAGCCCAAACGCUGGCCAAUGUUUAUUUGGCACUGGAAAAUAACCUAGAAAUUAUUCCUGUUUUGAACAAAAUAGACCUUCCAGGUGCUGAACCAGACAGGGUUAUCAGGGAAAUUGAGGAGAUUGUUGGUCUAGAUUGUAGCAAUGCAAUACGCUGCUCCGCAAAGGAGGGAAUUGGUAUAAGUGAAAUUUUAGAUGCAAUUGUUGAGAGAAUUCCCCCACCACAGGAUACUGCUGAUAAGCCAUUGAGAGCUUUAAUAUUUGAUAGUUACUAUGAUCCUUAUAGAGGUGUCAUCGUAUAUUUUCGAGUUGUUGAUGGGAAAAUAAAAAAAGGCGACAGAAUUUAUUUUAUGGCUAGUGAUAAGGACUAUUUUGCUGAUGAAAUUGGAGUAUUAUCUCCCAGUCAGUUACAAGUUGAUGAAUUGUACGCUGGCGAGGUUGGCUAUCUUUCAGCUUCUAUAAGAUCGGUAGCUGAUGCGCGGGUUGGGGACACUAUCACCCAUUAUGUUAGAAGGGCAGAAGAUUCAUUGCCUGGAUACGAAGAAGCCACACCGAUGGUGUUCUGUGGCUUGUUUCCUGUUGAUGCAGACCAGUUUCCGGAGUUACGCGAUGCACUUGAGAAACUGCAACUUAAUGAUGCUGCUCUAAAGUUUGAACCUGAGACCUCAAGUGCUAUGGGUUUUGGCUUUAGAUGUGGUUUCUUGGGUCUUCUACACAUGGAAAUUGUUCAGGAAAGGCUUGAGAGAGAAUACAAUCUGAGCUUAAUAACUACUGCCCCAAGUGUUGUAUACAGAGUGAACUGUGUAAAUGGUGAUACUGUGGAGUGCUCAAAUCCAUCUUUACUUCCCGAACCUGGAAAAAGGACUUCAAUUGAAGAGCCUUUUGUCAAGAUUGAGAUGCUUAUGCCGAAAGAUUAUAUUGGUCCACUCAUGGAAUUAGCUCAAGAUAGAAGAGGAGAUUUUAAAGAGAUGAAAUUUAUUACUGAGAAUAGGGCAUCAAUUACCUAUGAAUUACCCCUUGCAGAGAUGGUGGGUGAUUUCUUUGACCAGCUGAAAUCCAGAAGUAAGGGUUAUGCCAGCAUGGAGUACACAUUCGUCGGGUACAAGGAAAGUGAUCUGAUAAAACUUGACAUUCAGAUUAACGGUGAUCGUGUUGAACCAUUAGCAACUAUAGUACACAAGGAUAAGGCUACCUUUAUAUAUAUAUAUAUAUAUAUGACACAAAAGCUGAAGGAGCUUAUACCACGACAAAUGUUUAAAGUACCAAUUCAAGCGUGCAUAGGUGCCAAAGUGAUAGCUAGUGAGGCUUUAUCAGCAAUCAGGAAGGAUGUUUUAGCCAAAUGCUAUGGUGGAGACAUUACCAGGAAAAAGAAGUUGCUUAGAAAACAGGCUGAAGGGAAGAAGAGAAUGAAGGCUAUUGGUAAAGUAGAUGUUCCUCAAGAAGCGUUCAUGGCAGUGUUGAAGCUUGAAAAAGAAGUACUGUGAUGUUAUGAACUUUAUAGCUUGUAAUUCAUUAAAAAAAAAAAAAAAAAAAAAAAAAAACAUACCCUCUGUAGCUUCUGUUGUAAAACAAUGAAUGCAAUAUAAUAACAUUAUUAAAUGUCAAAA